AGGUGGGAGUGCACUGCCAGUGACUAUCAGCAUUACACCCAUUGCUCAGGCAGACAACAUCACACAAGCAGAUAGCAGGAGAUUACUGGGACCUCAAGCUGUGGUCUCCACCUGGACAUCUGGCUUGUGGCUUCAUUGUCCUGCAUAUUACAACCUAAGGAGGAGUUUUACCUGCCUCUUAUUUUCACCUUGAUCUCAGUCAUUUAGUGGGCACACAUCAAGGACACUUUACGACUUCUCUGCCUACUGAUCCUAUUGCCUGUGGAAACCUGAUCAAUCAUAUGAGCCAUGAAGUCUACUGCAUCUGUUACUCUACUCUUGUGGUUCACUUUUGCAAUAGGAAAGGCCGCCAAAAUUAUCAUUGUUCCGCCAGUAUUGUUUGAAAGUCACCUGUAUAUAUUCAAGACGGUGGCCACUGCACUACAUGACAAAGGCCAUGAAUCUGUCUUCCUGAUUUCAGAAGGAAGGGACAUACCACCAUCGAGUCAUUAUCAAGUUCAACGCUAUCCAGGGAUAUUUAACAGCACCACAUCUGAUCAAUUUCUCCAGUCUAAGAUGAAGAAUAUAUUUUCUGGGAGGUUCACAGCAUUAGAAAUGUUUGACAUUCUGGAUCAUUAUUCGAGAAAUUGUGAUAUAAUGGUGGGAAACCAAGAGCUGAUGAAUCGUUUAAAAAAAGAAAACUAUGACAUGGUGAUUGUCGACCCAAAUGAAAUGUGUGGAUUUGUCAUAGCCAAUAUUUUGGAUAUAAAAUAUGUUGUAUUUUCUACUGGACUAUGGUUCCCUGUUGAGGUUGGUGCCCCCGCACCCUUAUCGUAUGUCCCAGAGUUCAACUCACUCCUCACUGAUCGCAUGGGCUUACUGGAAAGAAUAAAGAAUACAAUAGUUUAUUUAGUUUCUCGAUUUGGAAUAAAUUUUAUUGUCUUACCAAAAUACGAUAAAAUAAUGAGUAAGCACAACAUUCUGCCUGCAAGAUCCAUGUAUGAGUUGGUACAAGGAUCCUCUCUUUGGAUGCUUUGCACAGAUGUUGCCCUGGAAUUUCCGAGACCUACUCUCCCUCAUGUUGUCUAUGUUGGAGGAAUUCUCACCAAACCAGCCAACCAGCUACCACAGGAUUUUCAAACAUUGGUGGACAAUGUGGAUGAACAUGGCUUUGUAUUGGUCUCAUUUGGGGCAGGAGUAAAAUUUUUAUCUGAAGACAUAGCAGAGAAACUAGCAGGAGCCCUUGCCAAAUUGCAUCAGAAAGUCAUUUGGAGGUUUACAGGACCCAAGCCUAGGAAUUUAGGUAACAACACAAAACUGGUGGAAUGGUUACCUCAGAAUGACUUGCUCGGACAUCUAAAAAUUAAGACCUUCCUUAGCCAUGGAGGACUGAAUGGUAUUUUUGAAGCCAUGUACCAUGGGGUUCCGGUAGUUGGAAUCCCUCUUUUUGGAGACCAUUAUGAUACUAUGACAAGAGUGCAGGCUAAGGGUAUGGGAAUUUGUCUGGAUUGGAGUCGGAUGACGACGGAAAGUCUAUAUGAGUCCCUCUCAGAUGUUAUCCAUAAUCCCAGUUAUCGACAGCAGGCACAGAAGUUAUCAAGAAUUCACAAGGAUCAGACAGGUCAUCCUGUCACCAGGGCAGCUUUUUGGAUUGAUUAUGUCCUCCGGCACAAUGGAGCUAACCAUCUUCGUGCUGCCACCUAUGGUGUUUCUAUUGUCCAGUACUUCUUGGUUGAUAUUGUUUUCCUCACAGUGAUUGUUGUUAUUUCAGUAUGGUAUGUGCUUUCUAAAAUCAGGAAAUAUUUGUGGAAAAGCAAAGUUACAGACCAUAUCACCACCAAUGGAUUCUACCAUAAUGGCCUAUCAAAUGGAAAGCACAAGAAGAACAAUCACAUUAAGCAUAAAGAGAAAGUUAAAUGAACCAACUUAAAAGUAUAUUGAAGGAACCACUGUAACACGGAUUCUAACUCUUGUCAGUACUACUGGAGUCUUCACUGCAUACAUGGAAAUACACCUGCAUAGUAGGCCUUGGCACCAAUGACCAUUCACUUCAAUCAGCAUUUAUUUCAAGGUUAUUUUUUUUUAUCUACUGUACGAGCACUGAAUGACUUGAAGUUUAGUCCAUACUAACAUUUAUAAACAGUAAAUCUGUUUCUCUCAAUAAUCUGCAUUAGACCUCUACAAAAACAUCCAUUUUUUUACUAACACAUCCAUGAUAUUACACAAACUAGAAUAUCAAAAACUGUGUGACAGAUCUAAUAUUUUGUAAUACACGCUGUGUGAAUGUGCUUAGCUCCUACUUGUUCUAUGUAAACUAUAUAAAAUAAUUACAUUUACUUGGCCCUAAACAACUAUUUAUAUAAAAAAGUACAUGUGAGUUUAUAUGUCAGUUGUGAUAUAGCUACCUUUUGCAUUCCUUUUUAUUGCUUUUGUUGGUGUAGUACAUUUUUUACAUUUAUAACACUCCAUCCAAGCUAGGUAGUAAAAUGUACUAUUAAUCCCCUAAGAGAAUGAUUUGUAUAUCUUAUACAUAUGUAACCAACAGAGUUUAGCACGUGCAAAGCUAAUCUUAAAUCAGGUCUCCAGGCAACAGAUAUUAAUGGUGGCCCAACUCCCAGCACCCCCACAAUCAUCUGUUUUGACUACCACAGUACUAGUAUGUAACAGUGUACACUGUGUAGUUUCCCACACAAGCAUACUGAAAUUCAGCUACCUUUCACCUGAAUGGGAGGUGAGCUGCAGUACUCCAGCAUGGCUACUACACUGUAUAUGGAGCUGUCUGACUCAAUUUCUAUAAACUGUUUAUUGCACCCCAAAACAUCUGAUUAGUGGGAGUGCUGGGUAUUAAGCCCUGAGAGAUAGUCUAGAAUGCUACUCUAGAUGGGGUACUCUUUCCAAUUAUGGAGAACACCUAGCAUGCAUAGUGUGUGUGUGGAGUUUUAUAAGUCAGGCAAUGUCCCUCUGGGUUUCUGGGAAAAAUUCAAAUUAGCUUUCCUAAGCCUAUGCUGAUGCCAGCAGAUGUAAGAUGCACUAAUUUUCAUAUAUUUUUGACUGGUUUACUCAAUGUCCUCCAUAAGAAGAAAGUACUCCAAUAAUGGCCUUUCAGGCAGCCAAGCAAACCUUCUUAGCUGCGUUAGAGUAGUUACUCACAAAGAGCUGGAGUCCUCAGUAUUCCUUUCUUUUUGGAAAUGAGACUAACUUGCAUGUCUGUUUUGUAGACAAGGAUUAUGUGGGGACGAAAAAAUAUUAGGAGAAAAUUGAUCUGUGAUGCACAAGGAGAUAUGUAUACAUACUAGAGAUAAUCAAAUCAAUUUGGAAUUGAUCCUGAUUUAUUUUAUUUUUGGGGGGAUUUUAACUAGAGUAAACUUCUUCAAAUUAGUUUUAGGUUCGAUUUGUCAAACGUUUUUAAAAGUUCACUUCACGCCCGAAUUGAUUCUGGACUAAUCAAAUGUGUUCCAAUUAGCCUAAAAAUUGGUAUAUAACACCUUCUAGUCUCAAAUUUUUUCUAAGAAGCCUCACCAAAUAAACACGAGUCUAGAAAAAGAGAGAUACAUAAUAUUCAACUGAAAGUGAGGCAUGCAUCCAAUACUCUAUCUAAAACAAUAAAAAAAACUAGAAUAUCCCACAGAGGCUUACACUUCUCUCAAUGAAACACAAGCUAGCUCACUUUUCAGAAGAACAAAAGAACCAUAAUGUCUUAAGAGAAAAUUGCUUUGCUUAACUGACUAUACUUGAGGGGUACUUUUGCAAUGCUCUUUAUCAUUAGGGAGACCAACAAUAUUAACAGCUAAAAAUUUGCAUAUCUUAAUUCUGCUGGCAUUAGACAGGAUAUACCAUCUUUUUCAUUUUCUCAGGCAACCAAAUUGCAUAACUUUGGGGUUCUGGGAAAGAUAUUCAAAUGAGUUUUCUUCCAAAAAAG
Molecule: messenger RNA, 3898 nt
Organism: Bufo bufo (common toad)
Lineage: Eukaryota; Metazoa; Chordata; Amphibia; Anura; Bufonidae
Gene: UGT8
Product: UDP glycosyltransferase 8
Exons: 6
Coding region: 289-1899 (536 amino acids)
Molecular function (GO): UDP-glycosyltransferase activity
Source: RefSeq, a predicted model, not a curated record